AUGUCCAACUUAACGUUGGCAAGUCACAAGCGGAUACUUACGCGGUAUACUAACCAAUUACAAAAAACCCUAACGCGGUUCAAAGACGCGCAGUUGAAAGAAAUUGGAAUUCAAAAUCUGCAAGAUGAGAUAAGGCCCGCCGUCAUUCACACAAGCCUGCAGCAGUUAGAAGGAGCUGCAGCCCUAGAGAACAUGACCACAAAGAUUCAAGACAAACUGGACGAACUCGGUACCAUAAUCGAAAAGACACAUCUGACGCUACCAAAUAUUGAAGACGAGUUCGCACAAUAUUCGAGUGCCGCUGAAGAAGCGAUUGGCAAUACUUUCGAAUACCUCGUACUCCUCCAAGCUCGGAUCCAUGGCUUCAAGGCUCACGCUAAGCUUCUCAACACAUCCCACAAACCCUCCACUACAAACAGUGGGAACGAUUAUCUCGUUGGAACAGUGGGAAUCCAUGUCACUGCGGUCGUGAAGAAGCCAGGACUACCCACAAUUACCAUCCCGACAUUCAAUGGUGACAUUUAG
Molecule: messenger RNA, 525 nt
Organism: Angiostrongylus costaricensis
Lineage: Eukaryota; Metazoa; Nematoda; Chromadorea; Rhabditida; Metastrongylidae
Source: the annotation of a GenBank genome assembly